AUGCUUUGGAAACCUGACGGUUGGUGGACUGGAGUGAAUUCUGAAAAUCGCUCGGGACUUGUUCCUAAAACCUUUCUCCGACAUCUUCCUGUUGAAGAGCUUAGUCAAGCUCUUCGUAUUCUAGAAAAAAGAGGCGAGGGAGACACUGAGAACUCAAGACAGAAAGAUAGUAAAGCUGAAACGGAAGAGACCCUUCACGACAGCAUGGGAAAAGCACAAGUUGCAGAUGAAUCAAUUUUACCUAGGUCUUCGUCUACCUCCAUUCCUCCAUUAGCAAUGGUUAUGAAUAGACCAGUUCGGUGUCUAGGGGAUGCAUUACGGGCUGAUCCUCAUUUAACAUAUGCCUGUCACUUGACACCUAGAUUGAGUCAUUCUAACUUGGCAUUUCAUGACUUAUAUUGGAAUUAUGAGGACGAUAAGUUACGGAAGCGACACGUAAGAGUUUCAUGCUUGAUACGUCUUAUUCGAUUUGAAGGAAUGCCGAGAGAUAUUCAUACAGGCCUAAUACGUGUAGCUUUAUAUGAUACCAGUCAGAAAACUGGAAAGCAAUUGGUCAGCAACGUUCACACAAUAAGAGCACAAAUCAAAGGAUCAACAUGGACAUUCAUUUCACGCGCGGAUACCGCAAAUACUGGCAUCGACUUCAGUGAUUUCCUGCUACGUUCAAACUAUAAGUCGAAAGAGGUUAUAUUGCUCUUACAAGCAAGUGUCAUUACUUUUGAAGAGGGGCAUUAUGUUGAAAAUGCUUUGGGAUCAUACAAGCUGUCUAUGAUUGGGGAUAACUUCGAAAGCUGCAUUGCUAAAAAAACUUACACUGAUUACCUUACCAGCGAGAACAUAUUCGAUAGAGAAUCAACUCCUUCUAAAACCAACUUUAAAAUAGUUUUGAAAGCAUUAGACGUUCCUAAGGACCUUGUUCAGUAUGUUGAUGCAUUACCAGAUGUCCUCCUGUACAACCCAAUGUUUAUAAGAAUUACAUAUUUCUAUAGAAGACGAGCGGGAACCUUAUUACUCCGAGACCGAUCGAACCCUUUGAGUGCUGAAAUGAUAUCAGACCCACUACUCUCCGCUUUCCCCUUCGUUGCUGAUCAGCCAGAUUUGAUGGAUCUAAUUACUGGCAUGUGGAUGAGCCGUUUCAAACAGUUAAAAAUAAAAACAGAAGUCAAUCAAGCUCAAACGUUCUUCCAUAUUUUCAUGAAUACAGCGUACUGCAUUCAUCGAACAGCCGUUAUGCCAGAUUAUUGUAUGUGGGAUAAGAAAGUUCUGGCUGAGAGACAAGAGGUCUUGAAAAAGUGUGUGGAUAUGCUUCGAGAGUAUAAAUCAGCUGCUCGUUUCCUACUCACAACUACUAGCAAACCUAUUAACAUCUAUGAUUAUUCUAUGGAUAUUAUGGGGAUUCAUGCUCUUGAUUGA
Molecule: messenger RNA, 1413 nt
Organism: Auanema sp. JU1783
Lineage: Eukaryota; Metazoa; Nematoda; Chromadorea; Rhabditida; Rhabditidae
Source: the annotation of a GenBank genome assembly